ACACAUAACAUUACUUCACAACUCCUACUCUUUCAUUGCAAAUCAUUCUUUAAUUAUUCAUAGCUUUUGAGAGCCAUUUUUGUGAAGCUUGUGUUGUGUUCUUGAGCGUUCUUAGUUUACUCAUAUCCACUCUUAAGGAGAGUCUUGUUCUUGAGUGUCUUAGUGUUGUAUACACGUUAAGGGAAGCUUGUUUCCCUUGGUUGUACGAAGGAAAGGUAUUUUCCAUCGGGUUGAAGUCUUGGAGUGCCGUAUCUCCGAGCAAGUGUUGUUGAGGCUCGUGGGACUCGAGUUCUCAGGUUGUAACGGUUUGUUAAGCACCCGUAAGCUUAACGGAAGUAGUGUAGCUCGAGAGAGUCUCUCGGGAGACUGGAUUAGCCACACGUUGUGGUGAACCAGUAUAAAUCUUGGUGUGCUCCCUUUACGCUUUCUACGCUCUUUACGUUUCACGUUCUUAAUUUUUUAUUCCUGCGAUUUCUAAGAUCAAACGCUAUUCACCCCCCCUCUAGCGUUGGUCACUUAUUCUAACAAAAGUCAUUAUUUUGAAAAUCCCUUCAUUUUUGGUCAAACGUUAAAAUAUUCUUUAUUGGACAAAAACUACUUUUGUUUUAUAAUAAAUUUUAGGCCAUAUUUUGUGGCCUUACAUUUCUUCCCCCCUUAAAGAAAUUUCGUCCCCGAAAUUUCCCUAGUUUCAGAGUCUAUAUAUAUCGAAUCGUAGCAAGAGUGUCUCACAUUAUGGAAGGAACUUCUCGAGCUCUUCCUAAUACCAUAAGAUUCGUUGGUCUACUUGGUAGUCAUGCUCUAGGUAGCAAUCCAAGGUUCAUGGCUACAGCGGUUGAUCUAGGACGUGAAUUGGUAAGGCGAAAAAUCAGGCUUACCUAUGGAGGAGGCAAUGUUGGCCUUCAAGGAGCUGUAGCUUCAACAAUCUAUAAUAAUGGUGGUAGAGUCAGAGGUUUCAUACCAGGGUAUAUAGCAACACGAGGGGUCUAUGGACCAACAUAUGGUGCAGAGUACACCGUCUCCAGCAACUACUAUAAGUAUUUCGAGAUGAAUCAUAUUGUGGAAGCCUUCAUUGUACUUCCUGGAGGAAUUGACACUAUGGAGGGUUUAUUUACUUUGAUCUCAUGGGCAUCCGAAGGGUUACAUAGUAAACCAAUUGGUCUUUUGAACAUUGACGGUUAUUUCAAUAACCUAUUCAAGUUUCUAGAUGAUGCAGUGAGGCAGAACUUCAUGGCUUUGAAUCAGAGGAAACUGUUCAUUUCUUCUUUCUUUGUUGAUGAGCUUUUGGACAAGCUAGAGUUUGCUAAUGCUUUCCCGGGUCCUGGUGCUAGUUAUGACGAGUUUGCAAAUCCUGGAAGAUUGGACUUAGAGUUACAUCUAGAUGUCGUGGAGGAUGCGGAUGCAGGACUUGAAAAUACUGACUCAAUGAUUCGAAAAUCGUUUUGCUCUGAUACCAAAAUGUAACACCCCAAUUCGUAUAAUCCGGAAUUACACGAAUUAAGGUGAAACGAGGGUUAAAUAAAAAUUUUGCUUGACAUUUGAAAAUGACAAUUACUUAAAAAUAUUAAAUUUACAGACUCUCGAUCACGACCCAAUUAAAAAUAUUUUCAGAGUAAUGCGAAAGUACAAUAAUAAUUUAAUCAUGACACAUUUUAAAAAUCUGAUGAUCAAACAUUUGCCUGCCAUCCUUGCAUCUCCUCUGACUCAAUGCCCUCCGUAAAUGGUUCCAUCAUUGUCUUCUUGUUACCUACGUGUAGUCAACGAAAAAUACAAACUACACGCUCAGCGAAACCACUGA
Messenger RNA from Cuscuta campestris, 1795 nucleotides. The record is from the annotation of a GenBank genome assembly. NCBI's taxonomy places the organism in Eukaryota, Viridiplantae, Streptophyta, Magnoliopsida, Solanales, Convolvulaceae.